This is a messenger RNA of Scomber japonicus (chub mackerel), 999 nucleotides long. It is a transcript of the gene gins3, whose product is annotated as GINS complex subunit 3. Gene Ontology annotation, biological process: mitotic DNA replication initiation. The record is from RefSeq and is a predicted model, not a curated record. Gene Ontology annotation, cellular component: GINS complex. Lineage: Eukaryota; Metazoa; Chordata; Actinopteri; Scombriformes; Scombridae. Bases 87 to 722 code for a protein of 211 amino acids. The transcript is spliced from 3 exons.
AACACUCCAGAGGAGGAAGUCUCUGCGUCACAUAGCAGUAUUUAUCUCUAAUUUACAGACGAUUUAAGUCACAUUUAGGUUCAAAAAUGGAUACACAGUCGUAUCAUCCCGUACAACCUGGCGUGGGGAUGGAGGAAAAUUACCUGUCUCUCGAUGAUAUUUUGCUGUCUCAUGAGAGACUUCCUAUCCGGACAGAGUGCGCUUUCCCCCGGCUUGGAUUCCUGGAGAAGUCCAGUGACACACAGGAUAUACCGGAGGGCACAAAGAUGGAGCUUCCUCUGUGGCUGUCCAAGGGUCUGUAUGAGAGGAAGAGGAGGGUGUUGUCGGUCGAACUUCCUAAGGUAUACAAAGAAGGCUGGAGGACCGUGUUCAACGCUGACUCCAACGUGGUAGACCUGCAUAAGAUGGGCCCCUACUACUAUGGCCUGGGAUCCCAGAUGCUGCACUUUGAAAGUCCAGAGAACCCAGAGAUUGCACAGACGUUGCUGCAGACGUUCAUUGGUCGAUUCAGGCGGACCAUGGACUCUUCCCAGAAUGCCUACAAUGAGGAUACGUCUGCCCUGGUGGAGCGGUUGGACUGUCUGGAGAAGGCGUUGUUCAGGUCAGGGCAGAGUGGCCUCAACGGCUUCCAGAGCUGGGAGAAAGGUCAGGCUUCACAGCUCACCGCUUCCAGUCUGGUACUCAACUAUCGCAAGAGGAAGAUAACUGACAUACAGACCUGACCUCAGCCAACAGGUGGAAGAUUGUACCAGUUAGCACAGCAGCAGCAGACUCCUGCUUACCUGCUUUUUCAUUUUCAACGGACACAUCUGUCCUCCACAUCUGAGACAUGUUCUCUGUUGUGGGGAAUCCAUCAAUCCUGCAGAGUAUACAUUUGUUUCCUAUUUAUUCUGUCACAUUGUUUGAACUUCAUGUAAACUGUACAGUAUGAUGGUGUGCCCAUUUUGUCAUCACUAAGUAGAUGUCUUUGGACAUUCAGCUCAUUGAUAAUUAUUUGGU